Messenger RNA from Spodoptera exigua (beet armyworm), 6373 nucleotides. Lineage: Eukaryota; Metazoa; Arthropoda; Insecta; Lepidoptera; Noctuidae. The record is from the annotation of a GenBank genome assembly.
AUGUCCAUUAUGCGGGUUGUUGCUAUCACCGGUUGUGACAGUGGUCUAGGAUGGGCUAUAGCCGCAAGGACCGCCCGUGAAGGGAUCGUCACAGUGGCCGGAAUGUACAACGGAGUUGACACCAAGGCAGCAGAAAGCUUGAAGAAGUUAAGUGCACAUCCCUAUUCGUUAGACGUGACGAACCCAGAGAGUGUUGCAAAAUUUCGUGAUUAUGUCAAAAGACUGCUAAAUGAUAACCCUAACUACAAGCUCCAUGCAAUCGUAAACAACGCUGGUGUGAUGACAAUCGGUGACUAUGAAUGGCAAACAGACUCUAUGGUUGAAAACACAAUUAAUGUCAACCUCCUUGGUACCAUGAAAGUUACUUCUGCCUUCCUUCCGGAUUUGAGGCAGAGUGCUAUACAGAACAAGGGUGCUUUAAAACCGCGUAUAAUUAACAUCGCCAGCCACUGUGGCUUGCAGCCCCUGCCUGGUUUUGCAGCCUAUAGUGCCAGUAAAGCUGGUGUGCUAGCCUUAACUAAAGCUUUAAGAAUGGAACAUCGCAAGCAUGGGUUAAGUGCUGUCGCUUUUGUACCUGGUCCACCUGCACCUCAUUCGUGUAAGAUGGAGGUGGUGUUUGGUCCAAAUUCGGUUGACGAACCGAACCUUCAAUAUAAACUACAACGUAAAAUCAAAGUGUUUAACACAACUGACCCGCUGCCAAACCGUGGGUACAACUUGGUUGCUUGUGCCAGCAAGUAUGGCAUUGUUUUUGUAGCUUCACCUGAUGGACAUCUGACAGUAUAUCACCUACAACAACUGAUUGACAAGGAGUGUGAGCCACAGCAUAUGACAGUGAAGCUACAAGAGAAGCCAACACAUAUAGCUGCUAGCUGCGACCAAGAACUGCUGGCCGUCACUGGUGGACAACUACUCUGCAUCUUUAAAGUCACCGACUUCCAAAAUCCAAAUGUAGCACCAGCCUUAACUAUAAGGUGUGAUGUAAAUCCAUCCACCUUUGUAUCAGCUUUACAAUGGAAUCCUUGCAUACCUGAUACCAUCGCCAUAGCAUUCUACGAUGGUACUCUCCUUGUAUCACAAGUCAGCACAUCUCAAGUCAAGAAAGCUGCUUCUAAAGCAAGAUGCCUCUGCUGGAGUCCAAAGGGCAAACAAUUUGUCACAGGCAACAGUGAUGGGACCCUCAGCCAGUAUAAACCUGACUUAACACCAGCUAAGACCAUUCCUGCACCCAAUUUGUUUGAGAAUGCGCCUGUGGAAGCUUUGGCAGUGUAUUGGAUCUCAACCUUUCAGUUUGCUGCGGUAUAUAAAAAUGCUACUGAUAAUAGUCGCCCUGCUGUAACGAUUAUAAACACGCCAAAAGCUGGUCAGCCCAGCUGUCAGAACUAUGAAGAUAUUUGCUAUAGUAUGGGCUCUAACAGACCUUGGUACUACUACCUGCAAGGAUUGGCGCAAUGGAAUAUUAUUACGGCGGCAUCAUCCAAUGGUAUGGAGAUAGCAACUCUUGGGUCUGCAGAUGGAACUAAUUGGGUGCAGUGGUGUCAGAUUGAUGAAGCGAGACCGGAAUUGCCUCUAACGGACAAGAAACAAGAAAACUAUCCUGUAGGCGUUUGUAUUGACUCAUGUGCUACACAUCAAAUACAGUGGGAUGAAACCACGUUAUUACCGCAUAUGCCGCUUCUACACGUCGUGUCUCAGACUGGUUUGUUAUCAGUCUUCAACAUAAUCUCUCUCAACAAGCAGGCCACGCAGGUCUGCUCGCCUCCACAACAACUUGUAUUACCUGCAGCUGCCAUGACUAGUGCCAUACCAGGAGAAGCUCCUCAAGCUGCAGCAGCGCCCGCGCCGGCCCCCGCUCCUGCCCCAGCUCCUGUGCAACCUGCGCAGCCAAAGCCCUUACUGCCCCAGCAGACACAGGUGGCGCCUCAGCCACAAUCCCAACCAGCGCCAGUACCCACCCAACCAGCUCCACAGUUCAGCAUACUCAACAUACCAAAACCGCCGAGUUACGCUCAAUCUCAGGGUCAAUUAUUUAGUACAACAGGUUCAGCUCCUGUGCAAACUAUACCAAAGCCGGCUCAAGUAGACAUAAAGCAGACACCAGCCCCUCAACCAACAGUUCAAGCAACUGCGCCACACACUCAGCCUGCAGCCCCCAAACCUCAAUUGGCGACAGCGCAAGAGAAUGCCGCGUUAAAAGCAGAACAAGACAAAUUAAACGAAAUGAAAAUCAACCAGGAAUUGAAGAAUAUGCUCGUCAAAGAAGUGAAUGACUUUCAAAUGGAACUGUAUAAGUUUAUGGUGAAAACUAAGGAGACUCAAGCUAGGUUACAACGCGAUAUUGAUUCAAUCAACGCCAGUUUUAAUUAUACUUCGCAAGACGCGGAACAAUUGAGAAAGGAAUGUUCCUCGGACGAUUUGCGCAACGCCAUCGUGCAGCUCAAAUUGGAACUGGUUCGCGCAUGCGCUGUAGUCGCUGAAGCUCGGACGCAUGCUGAAUCAAAGGACAGUUAUCAAUGGACGAAAGCGGAUCCGCUGACAAUGAAACGCGUAGCGUCUGUAAAGAAGUUGGCGUAUUACGUCCAAAAUCAACUCGAGCAAGCGCAGAAAUCACUUGACUUUAAGUGGAACGAAACUAUAUCUAACGACCCGCAAUUUAACAAGCCAGGCCAGCGCAUGAUCCGCCCAAUCCUAGAUGACGUAUACCAACCACUAGUGAAACAACAAGAGAUUCUAAGUCGCCAGCAAGCUGUACUACGAACUCUUAGAAAUACUCUUAACGAAUGUGACGUCACACCCUUAUUCAAAACCAGCUCUCUAUUGAGGAGCACGCCAUUUAGAAACAAAGAUCCCCUUUCGAAACUAACGAAGAACAUUCUUAAUAUGAGUAUUGAUGCUACUGACAGUAAGAAGAAGGAACCUUUGCUAUCCUCUCAGAAGCUAGAUGCUCUUAGAGACAUGUUGUCUAACCAUAAGACGGUGAAGAUAAAACCAGUGAAUGUUGAAGUGAGGCAACACUUGGCUACUAUGAGGAUGAAUUAUGAAAAGAGUAUGAAAGAGAAAGCUCAACCAAUUAAGACUGAAGUACCAAGUCCACAGCCUGAUGUAAAACCUCAGGUUAAGCCGGUUCAACAACAAUUAUUUGUGAUGCCUAAAGUGGAGCCCAAGUUGGAACCGAAACAAGAACCGUUCAAACCGGCGCCUCUAACCGUACCAUCGUUUACCCCGGUCGGUGGAAUGAAGCCCCCCAUCCCUGGACUUACGAACGUCGCCAGAACAUUAUUUACUGAUGAACCUAAACCAGAGCCACCUAAGCCCCAACCUCAGCCCGCGUUGCCAAAGCCAGUUGCACCAGCCUUUUCUUUCUCCAACACUCCUGCAUCAGCUGAAACGCGCAGUGUACUCAAAGACCUCCUACAGAAUAAACAAGCUAAUAAAAACGAAACUAACAACUUAUUCAUGGGACAGAAAAUAUGUUUGCCUUCUUCGUUUUCAUUGACUACAACCGCAGCAACAUCAACACCUACAUCAACACCAGCGUUCACAUCCAAACCCAUAGCUGAUAUCAACAAAUUCCCAAGCCCGUCGUUUGUACAAGACAAUAAACAGACUUCAGCUUCGCAGCCUAAAACCCAACUUUUCGCAGAGCCGAAACUACCAUCUGUAACCGCAGAACCAAAACCUUUCCCAUUAAAACCUGAACAAACUUCUAUAUUCGCUAGCCCUAAGUCAAGUGAGACUGGUGAACCAGAAACUGAUAGUAAACCAGCAGUCGUUAAAUCAUCAACUAUAAAUAAACCACUCACAAAUCUAUUUCAACUAAAACCUUCAACACCUGCACCAAGUCCAAUUGUUCCUGAUGUCAUAAAAACUACUAAAGAUGUUAAGGCUGAUGCUCCUAAACCCGCUGAGAAAGAGAAGUCUAAAGAAAACGUUCCUCAAAAUGUAGAAAAUAAAGUUGCACCAAAACCUGCUGGUGAUAACAAAGAAGCGACUAAACCAUUAACUGCGCAAGCGGGUAACAAGACUUCUAUAUUUGGAUCAGCGCCCCAAGCAGUUGUAGCAGGUACUCCCAUUACUAGUCAAAAUUCUUUCAAAGCACCAGAGAAGACUGUAUCGUCUUCAAUAUUUGGUAGCGCCAAUGUUGUGGCUCCUACAGAAUCCAAAUCUCAAACCUGUGCUGCGUCUGAACAACCAUCUUCGAAAUCGGAUACGCCAACAACAGUCUCAGGAUCUACUGAAACAAAACCUACCCUUAAUAUUAAUGCUGCUUCUUCUACACCUUCAGCUGCAUCUGUAUUUGGUGCAGCAGUGGCUUCACAACCCAAACCUACGACUCCAACAUCCAUAUUUGCAUCAGGUGCCGCACCUUCACCCACUCCUGCUUCUGUCUUUGGAACAUCUUCGCAAGGAUCAAUAUUUGGAAGUAAAUCGCCUACAUCUACAACAACUACUUCAGUAUUUGGUUCCACGGCUCAGUCAGUAUUCGGUAGCGCCAACAGCACAACCAAACCUUCGGUGUUCAGUACACCAGCACCUGCAUCGCCCGAGGCUCCGUCUUCACCUCAGGCAGUAUUUGGUUCAGCUACAGCAUCAACAACCCAAGCGGGUUCCGUAUUUGGAUCGUCCUUCACCCAAUCUCCUGUCUUCGGUUCAACUGCAACAACUUCAGCUGCACCGGCAUCGCCAUCUUCUGUCUUUGGAUCUUCAACUACACAAUCUGUAUUUGGUUCUACGCUAACCACACAAGCAUCUGCAUUUGGUGCAUCAACUACUACAACUCAAUCUGUAUUUGGAACGGCCACAGCGACUACUCAGUCUAUGUUUGGCAAUGCAGCGUCAAAUGCUACCAGUGCAUUUACAUCGACGGCUACACCGUCUUCGGGUGCACAGAGUAUAUUUGCAGCGGCAGCUAAUACAACUGCGGCGUCUGUAUUUGGAGGGCAAGGAUCUUCUGUGUUCGGUUCAGCCCCUCCAAACAAGUCUGUGUUUGGAACAACAACGACUCAAGCUUCUGUAUUCGGUGCGGCAACUGCUACUACGCAAUCAUCCGUUUUUGGAUCUCCCACGCCUACUACUCAAGCGUCCGUUUUUGGUACUACACAAACCACUCAGGCUUCUGUAUUUGGAAGUCCGCCAACAACUCAAUCAUCUGUUUUCGGAAGUGCACCAACUAGUCAGGCAUCAGUUUUCGGAAGUGCACCGACUACGCAAGCCUCGAUGUUUGGAAGUGCUCCAACUAGUCAAGGAUCUGUGUUCGGAACUACACCAACGACUCAAGCAUCGGUGUUUGGUAGCACGCCGACUACUCAAGCGUCGGUAUUCGGAAGUACACCGACAACUCAGGCGUCUGUGUUUGGCGCUCAGCCUACUACAACAGCUCAGGGCUCUCUCUUCGGUGGUGGCGAGGCCAAUUUGUUUGCAGCGGCUAGUAUAUCUACAACUAGCGCUCCUUCACAGACUAGCGGUGGCAGUAUCUUUGGAGGAGGUGCUUCCACGGGUUCUGUGUUUGGCGGCGGCGGUAAUACAAACGUUUUCGGUGGUAAGGCUGCCUUUGGCCAGGGCAAUUCCACUGCGGCUGCAAUCUUCGGCGGUGGAGGUGCAACGAGCUUCGGAGAACAAAAACCAGCAGCCAAUUUCUGGUCAGGAGGCAAUACCACAGGAGGUUUUGGAUCUACCGGCUUUGGUCAGCAAGCUACUACUCAAGCGUCGUCAAUCUUCGGCAAUACAACUGGUGGUAGCUUUAGUACACCGUCCCCAGCUGGCCAAGCAUUUGGCAGCCCUCAGGCUCCAGCAUUCGGUUCACCCCAGCAACAAGCCGCUCCUGCCUUCGGUGGAUCGUCUGGGUUUGGUGCGAAGCCCGUGUUCGGACAACCUUCCGGUUUCGGAUCGCCACCCAGUGGUGGUGGCUUUGGCUCUUCAUUCGGAGGGUUCAACAAAAGUCCUAGUGGGGGUUUCGGGGCUCCAGCCGCCUUCGGAGGUGGAGCCACUUUCGGUGGAAGUCCGGGCUUCGGAAGUACAUCGCCUGGGAAAAUGUUUGGCGCUGCACAACCUACAGGUUUUGGUCAGCCGACGCAAUCAAACGCCACGUUCGAGAGCUUAGCGACUCAGAACACAUUGACAUUCGGCAACCUGGCGCAACAGGCGCAGGCGCCUCAACCACAAGCACCCGCCUUCAAUACGUCUCCGUCCUUUACCGGUUGGCGUGGCUAAGGGCUUGACGAAAAAUUUUCUCAUAACAAAGCAACUAAUAUAAUAAUAAAUACAUUAGCUUAGUGCCAAUAUAAUUAUUCAUAAUCUAUUAAAAUGUUUUAUACCGAAAUCAUUGUAAUCGAUUGUCUGUAUUCAGUGAAUGAUAUAAUAAAACAUGUAACUA